Rubroshorea leprosula is the source of this 667-nucleotide messenger RNA. The record is from the annotation of a GenBank genome assembly. Lineage: Eukaryota; Viridiplantae; Streptophyta; Magnoliopsida; Malvales; Dipterocarpaceae.
UAGUUCUUGUGCUUUCCCUCCGCUCGUCGCACUUCACCGCCCACGCCGAGCAGCCGCAAUCUCUGCUUUCAGUAGCAGCUUGCGUUUGAAGCAAUGGUGAGGGUUAGUGUCUUGAAUGAUGCCCUCAAGAGCAUGUACAAUGCGGAGAAAAGGGGUAAAAGACAAGUCAUGAUCAGGCCAUCUUCAAAAGUGAUUAUCAAGUUCCUUUUGGUCAUGCAGAAACAUGGUUAUAUUGGAGAGUUUGAGUAUGUUGAUGAUCACAGAGCUGGAAAAAUUGUGGUUGAAUUGAAUGGAAGGCUGAACAAGUGUGGAGUGAUUAGCCCUCGUUUUGAUGUUGGGGUGAAAGAGAUUGAAGGUUGGACUGCUAGACUUCUUCCUUCAAGACAGUUUGGGUAUAUUGUGCUGACAACAUCUGCUGGUAUCAUGGACCACGAAGAAGCUAGAAGAAAGAAUGUGGGUGGAAAAGUACUCGGCUUCUUUUACUGAGACAGAUUUCCAACAGUUGUCAUUUUAGAAAUUUUGCUUGCCAACAAAGCUCGUAAAAUGCUUCUUCUGAUUCAAGUUAUGUAUUUUGAUUUUGAGAUGUUUUUAGUAUCGUUUUAAUUACGUCGCUUGAGAUUUUGAAUUGUUGGAACUUGCAUUCUGGUAAUCAAUUGGAGUUACAGUU